GUAAAAUUGUCAGUAAAAAGUAAGUGUGGCUAACAAGCCGAAUAAAAGCUGUAUGAAUACAAUAAAAUAUAAAUUAAUUAAUGAAUAAUGAAUUCACCACCUGAGCUUACCACAGUUUAUCAAGCUGUUUAUUCAUUAUAUCGCAAUUCGGAUCCAACGGAAAAUAAAAAAGCUGCAUCAUGGCUCGACGAACUUCAAAAAUCUAUUUACGCUUGGAAGAUAUCAGACGAAAUGUUACAAGAAAAAAGAGACCCAGAAUCUUGUUAUUUUGCAGCACAAACAAUGCGAACGAAAAUUCAAUAUUAUUUUCAUGAACUACCGGCUGAAUCCCACAUCUCAUUACGGGAUUCGUUAUUAAACCACAUAUCCCAAAUAAAUGAGCAUACAAAUAGUGUAAUCGUUACUCAGUUAUGUUUAGCAUUAGCAGAUUUAGCUCUUCAAAUGUCUUCUUGGGAAAAGCCAGUAACGGAUUUGUUGAACAGAUUCGGUCGAAAUGCUAAUAGUUUGUGGCCACUACUUGAGAUUAUGAAGGUUCUUCCAGAGGAAACGAAUUCUUUAAGAUUAGGAGCAAAUAGAAGAGAAAGUAUUCUUGCAAGUUUAAGUUCAUGUGCUGAUAAAAUAGGAGAUUUUUUAGAAGUUUGUUUGAAGACUAAUGAAGAGAACAUACAAAUUCAUACCCGAGUUAUUAGUUGUUUAACUAGCUGGAUUACAAUACGUGCAACUCCAUUGACAACAAUUAUUUAUAGUAAUGUUGUAUCAUAUACUUUUCGAGUGUUGGGAAAUCAUAUGAGUAACUCACAAUUACAUGAAGCUGCUACGGAUUGUGUAUGUGCGAUACUACAAACAUUAGAACUUGCAAGUAAUGUCGAUGCCUGUGAUUCUGUGCUUGUGCCACACUUUGAACCACGUCUUAUCACUAGUAUUAUGAUGCUAGAACAACCUUACCAUCUUUCUGUAGCACAUGAACAAACUGAUCAGUCGACGAAUUACUGCCGAAUUUUUACUGAAGCAGCAGAGACAUUUUUACUGACAAUAGUUUCAGGCAGCAUGGGAAAUAAACGGCAUUAUGCAAUAAAAAUUUUAGAUCUAGUGCUUAUGUGUGUUGGACAUCAUGAUUAUGAAGUAGCUCAAAUAACUUUUAAUUUCUGGUAUCAAUUAUCUGAAGAAUUGUAUCAAAAGAAUAAUGAAGAACUGAAUAAUACUUUUAAACCAUAUAUUGAACGAUUGAUUGGAGCUUUGUGCAAACAUUGUCAAAUAGAACCAGAUCACCUUGGACUUUUAGAAGAUGAUAGUGUAGCUGAAGAUUUUGUGCUUUUCCGCAACCGAGUGUCUGAAUUGAUAAAAGACGUAGUUUUCAUAGUUGGUAGUAGUCAUUGUUUUCGACAAAUGUUUACGAGAUUAAAUGGAGAUCCUGGACCAGAUGGUCAACCAAUCAGACCAGCGACGUGGGAUUCUGUAGAAGCAUCACUUUAUAUAAUGCAAGCAGUAGCUAAAAAUAUUUUGCCUAAGGAAGAUAAAGUUGUACCUGAAGUCGUGGAAGCUAUUUUGAAUCAAUCAGAAAAUACUCAUAUAGCAGUUAAACACACAAGUAUUAUAUUACUUGGAGAAUUGUGUGAAUGGAUUAAUAAUCAUCCACAAUCAUUGGAGCCAGUGUUAAACUUUUUAUUAACUUGCCUUAAUCAAAAAGGUCUAGCAAGUGCUGCUUCUGGAGCUUUACAUAGUAUCUGUACUGCUUGUCCAGAACAAAUGGCCUUUCAUUUUCCAGGGUUGUUACAAAUUGCACGAUGUCUUGAUAACUUUCCAAUUACUAAUGAAGCCGCUAUUGGUUUGCUGAAAGGUAUAUCUAUAAUUAUGGUAAGAUUACCAUUUGCUGAGAUCACGAAUGCGAUGAAAGAACUCUGUUGGUUCCAAGCAAAGCCUCUUUGCGACCUAAUAGAAGCUACCGUAGCUCCAAUAAAUAGGGGAACAAAAAAUGAUCCUAUUGUUUGGCUUGAUAGAUUAGCUGCUAUUUUUAGAUAUACAAAUCCUCGAAUAGAAGAUACAAAUUUGCCGCAUCCCUGCCAAGCUGUUGUUACAGAAAUGUGGCCGAUAUUAUCGAAUACUUGUACAAGAUAUCAAGCAGAUGCCAAAAUCAUGGAACGUUGUUGUCGAUGUAUACGACAUGCUGUUCGUUGUAUUGGUCAACAUGCGGUACAUCUAUUAGAGCCGAUGGUCAAACAAAUCGUCCAGCUUUAUGCAGCUCAUCAACAUAGUUGCUUUCUAUAUCUUGGUUCCGUUAUGGUUGAUGAAUAUGCUGCUGACCAUGACUGUGCGGCUGGUUUAGUUCAAAUGCUAGAAGCUUUUAUUGGACCCACAUUUACACUACUCCAGCAGCCAGAUGGAUUAAAAAACCAUCCAGAUACAGUUGAUGAUCUCUUUAGGCUAUGCUCAAGAUUUCUUCAAAGAGCACCAAUUGCAUUUUUACACUCACCAGCACGAAUCAGUAUCAUUGAUUGUGCUUUGAGUGCUUGUAGCUUAAAUCAUAAAGAUGCCAAUGCUUCAGUCAUGAAAUUCUUCUUCGAAAUGCUUCGCUGUGGAAGAAAUUACGAUGAACGGUCAGAUUUUACGAUUCGGCGACAGUUGGUUCAAAGUGUGCUGAGAGAAAAAGGUCAAACAUUAGUUACAAAUCUUCUUCAUGCUGCUGUAUUUUCUUUGUCAAUUUAUAUGCUACAAGAUGUUGCAGAUGUUUUUAUUGAAUUAACGUUAACAGAUAGCACGUUAACGGCAAAGUGGUUGGAAGAAGCUAUUAGAUCCAUGCCAACUCAAAAUGCAGGCGGAUCUCCAACAGCAACUCCAGAGCAACUUUUGGAAUUCCAUAGUACAAUUUUACGAAUGACAGACUCGCCGAAAACUGUGAUGCAUGCCGUGCGAACAUUUGCAAGGCUAUUUCGUUAAUGCUGUCUCCAUUAAGAAUUGAAAGGACAAUGAAUGACAAAUCAGGAAUUUAAGAUCUUCAUUUAUUCGCCAUAAUAAUUGACCAAUUAAUUGGGUAAUCAAUACCUUUUUUACUUUAUACCAGUUUUUUACGCUUAGAAAUCGUUCUAACGACAUUUCUCAUAUUUUUAAAGUUGAAACAAUCAAAAUCCAUGGCUUUUUUUGCUGUAAUUUUUUUUUAAGUGCAAUUCCGAGUCCACGAUUUUUGGAAGAACUUUCCAAAAUUUUUUAGUAAGUCGUUAAAACGAUUGACGUAUUGAAAAAAUUAAUAAGUCCUUCAUUACGAUUCAUUUUGAAUUUUAAUAAUCAUUGAACGGUUGUAUAAUUUUAAUAAAUUUUUUAAAUUAUGCAUAUUUAUUUACUUCUCGUAUCUAGUAAUUGUUAGAUACGUUCAUAAAAAUUAAAAAUUAUGUAGGCAUUUUUCUUUUUAACUUUGAUUAUUUGAAGUGAUUAAACAGAGAACAUAACAUGUAUUAUAUAAAUAAACAAUGAUUACGAUUGAAUGUCUAUGUAUAUUAUUAAAGUAAGUGUGCAAAGAAAUGUUCAUAAGAAAUUGUAUCAAUAAGGUGGUGAUUGGCAUGUGCCUAUUUACAAAGUAUUGUAGGUAAUCGGACAAUGCAUUUGAUUAUAAAACCAUUUCAUAAUUAAUCAUUUUGUAAUUAAUAACAUUCAACAUUCGUACAUUGAAUUAUAGGAAAUAAAUGGAUAUAUGAUUUUUUCACUAAAAAUAGUUUUUUCACGCACUA
Molecule: messenger RNA, 3719 nt
Organism: Chelonus insularis
Lineage: Eukaryota; Metazoa; Arthropoda; Insecta; Hymenoptera; Braconidae
Gene: Tnpo-SR
Product: transportin 3
Exons: 7
Coding region: 88-2934 (948 amino acids)
Biological process (GO): protein import into nucleus
Cellular component (GO): cytoplasm
Molecular function (GO): small GTPase binding
Source: RefSeq, a predicted model, not a curated record